AUGGAUCAAGUUGUUGACGCCUUAAAUGAAACUGUCCACGCAGCAGAAAAUGUUACCAAGACGCAGACGGCCGAACUAAACUUUGAGUCGGCUAUUGCAUCCCUUGCUCUUUUUCUUAUGGCCAUAAUACCAAUUUAUAUCGGAUCAAAACGUUCAGUGAAAGCUCUAAAAUCUUCUCUUGAAAGAGAGGUAGUCAGUCGUUCUUUAUCUCGUUAUUUUUUGCAGAACACGGAGACUUUGGAAAUUUUGUCUAAAGAAGAUGCAAUGAAGUUUCCCAUAUACGCCAGCAUCGCCUUGUUGGGUAUUUACUUAGUUUUUAAGGUAGAUUGGUAGUUAGUCUUGACGUUCCUAGUUAUUCGCUGCAAAAUAUAUCAACCUGCUCUUGGCCGGAUAUUUCUUCAUUCUCGGCGCUUCUACUACAUUCUUUCUCAUCAGGUAGCGGUAUUUUGUUAUCCAUAAACGUCCUAGACCCUUUAUUACUCGCCUCGUACCAUCCUGUUUUCCUAA
This is a messenger RNA of Spirometra erinaceieuropaei, 507 nucleotides long. NCBI's taxonomy places the organism in Eukaryota, Metazoa, Platyhelminthes, Cestoda, Diphyllobothriidea, Diphyllobothriidae. The record is from the annotation of a GenBank genome assembly.